GGUCAUAUUCCACUGACAAAUGUUACAACGGUCAUAUUCUUCUUCUUUCCCCACCGUUAGAUUCUCAUCAGACGGUCAAAAACCAAUGUUCUCUCUCCUCUUUCCCCAACAUCAUCUUUACCAAGCCAUCAUUUGUUUUUCCCUAGAGAAGUAAAAAACUAGAGGAGAGUUAAAUUUCAUUCUCAAUAUAUAAAAAACACAGUUGUAUAUGGGGUUUAGCUUUUUUGGGUAGUGGGGCUUUAGGAAGUUAAUUUUUUCUUCAGCUUCUCUUUAUGAUGAUGACAGUUGAUUUGUCUGUUUUCGUGCAUGUUUGAAGGUCUUUGAUAGAAAUCUUGGGGUGGUCUUUUUGGGGGGUUGUUGGGGUACUGUUAAUUUUGUUAAAUUUCAACUAGGAUUUCAUUUUCUUGUGGGGUUGUUUGACAAUCUUGUUUUGGUGAUAUGGGGGUGUUAAAGAUUCAAUUUUUAAGGUGUUGAUUGGUUCAAGAUUCAAUUUUUAAGGUGUUGAUUGGUUCAAGAUUGUAGCAUGGGAUUGUUAGACUAACGGUGCCAAAAUUUGAUCACGCCCAACUCAAGUCGUAAAAGGACAAUAGUAUUUUUCUGCUGCAUUUCAAGAUGUGUCCAGAGCUCUUACAUUUAUGGUGUGAGUUCAGCUUCUUUCAAUCCGUUGAACAAUCAAAUUUCUAGAGAAUGAGUUUUGCUCUAGUUUGAAUGUAUUGGAAUCCGAUGAUUUUUUUGGCUAGGUGUUAAAAUUGUUGAUAGUAGGAGAAUUCUUUCCAAUUCUUUGAUUCUUUAAAGAAGUGUGUAUUUGUUGCUGAUUGAUUCCAUUCUUUGUUGCAUAUAGAAAUAUAUUAUUAUACAGAUUUAUAAGAUCAUCAUAUAGGACACACAGAUAUCACAUUUGUUUUGAUUUUUUUUGACAUCGGAUUCCUAUUUUUUGUUUUCUUGGAACUUCACACACUCACAUAUAGACAUUGUUCUGUUUCUCUUUGAAUCCUCUAUAGAACUUUAGUGUUAUCAAAAAUUGUAUAUUUCAUAGUGAAAAUAUAUAUAUAGAAAGAUAAAAGAGAUAUAGAGAAGAAAAAGGGUGGGUGAGUCGGAGUUGAAAAGAAAGAAAAAAAAAUAUUGGAAGGGUGUGAAUUAUGUUGGCUGGUUGUUCUUCUACAUUGUUGUCACCUAGGCAUAGAUUAAGGAGUGAAGCAUCUGCACAAUUUCAAGCUUGUAAUUUCCCUUCAAUGAGCACACAAAGAUUGGAUUUGCCAUGUAGUUUUGCUAGAAAAGACAACCCAAGGUCCCAAUCUAUUAGGCCAGUAGGCAGCCUUUCUGUUGAUAAGCCUAUUGAAACCAAGAACGGUAGUUGCUCUCUUAAGCAGAACAUUCGUCUACCGCCAUCCCCGACUACUGCUCAGACAUCAUCAUAUGUAGAAGGUAGGAGAGAAAGCAAAGAUGAAUUUUGGGAAAAGGGUAGGAGUUUGAAGAGGUAUGCUGAUCAGGGAUGUUUUGAUGAUGACAACUGUAUGAGUAGAGGAGCUAAGAGGAAAAAGGGUAAUAGGAAAUCAGUUGACUGCUCAGAAGAAGUAGAAGGCUAUGGUCUGAGUUUGGGACAAUUGGGUGGUGGCAAUUUCUGGUUACAAUCAGGUUACAACGUGUCGAGAUCAGUUCAAGCUGCAGCACCAUUCUCAUUUUCUUGUUCAGGAGAGGAAGAAAGUGUAUGUUAUGUGCCUAGUGAAGUGAUAUCACCGCCUCCACCUUUGUCAAACAAUCCUUGGAUUGAUUCUGUAGUGACUGAGAUUACUAAUUUUGGUGAUAAGAAUGUUUCAACAAGUCAAGAUCCGGCCAAGGAGGCCUCAGUAUCAAGUGCUUCUUUGGACAGUCAUGGCUUGGUUCUUAGGCUUAACGAGAAUCCGGAGGAGCAUGAACUAGGCAAUGGUUCUAGGGCACCUAAUCCAAAUGACAGGAGUGAAGUUGUAGCAGCACAUAAUGAGCAUAACAACCAU
Molecule: messenger RNA, 1994 nt
Organism: Nicotiana tabacum (common tobacco)
Lineage: Eukaryota; Viridiplantae; Streptophyta; Magnoliopsida; Solanales; Solanaceae
Product: scarecrow-like protein 28
Source: RefSeq, a predicted model, not a curated record